UCAGUAAGCAUUUACUAACAGCCACACAGCCACAUAGCCACAUAGCCACAAUCAACAUGCGUUUCCUGGUAGUCUUGGCCUGCCUGGUGGCAGUCUGUGCCGCCGGCACCCUGCCCAAUCGGGUGGAGCAGCGUCUGCUCGAGUUGGCCGACCAGAAUGGCGACAUCGAUCUCUUCGCCGAGCCCGAGCCCGAGGGUGUGGAAGUUGCCCCCCAAUUCAUUCUGUCGUGGCAAGCACGCCGCUUCAUCCGCAAGCUGCAGAAGCAGAUGGAAUGCGGCUGGCCGCAGUACGGCAUCCCCGUGCUGGCCCCUCUCCGCGUCAACGAGUUCGACCUGGACUUCAAGCGCGGCAUCUUCGAGACCCUCAACAACUUGUUCCACCUGAAGAUCGCCGGCCUGGACGACUUCGAGAUCACCAAGUUCAAGCUGAACAUCAUCACCAGCAAGGUGACCUUCGACUUUCUGUUCAAGAACAUCGACACCACCGCCGAGAGGUACAGCACUGACACCCUGAUCGACGCCCUGCGCCAGCUGGGCCUGUCCGUCGAGUACGAGGGCACCGGGGACCUGCUCUUCGACCUGAACAACCUCCGCAUUACCGGCACCCUCAAGUACAAGCUGCCCAUGCUGUGGGGCUCCGCCAAGAUCACCUCGCUGAAGACCACCAUCUCGCUGGAGUCCGUCGAGUCGGACAUCAGCGGCUUUAUGGGCCACGGCAAGAUCAAUCGCGCCAUCAACAGGCAGCUGGAGAAUGUGGUGGUCAAGGCCAUCAACGACAACCAGCAGACCAUCUCCGACACCAUCGAGGACACCAUCGUGCCACCCGUGAACAAGAUGCUCAAGGGCAAGGACUUCUGGACUCUUGUGGACCUGAUCCUCUCCAGCAGCGAUGACGAGAAGGAGGACGAUCCAAUUGUCGUCGACUGUGACCCCCAAGCCGAUCCCUGGGCCUAAGCUCAUCAUCCUAGCGCUUUCAAUAAAAACUUUAUCGAGAUAAUGAAUUCCUAA
This is a messenger RNA of Drosophila miranda, 1007 nucleotides long. RefSeq lists its product as uncharacterized. Bases 57 to 953 code for a protein of 298 amino acids. The transcript is spliced from 2 exons. The record is from RefSeq and is a predicted model, not a curated record. Lineage: Eukaryota; Metazoa; Arthropoda; Insecta; Diptera; Drosophilidae.